Molecule: messenger RNA, 234 nt
Organism: Enterobius vermicularis (human pinworm)
Lineage: Eukaryota; Metazoa; Nematoda; Chromadorea; Rhabditida; Oxyuridae
Source: the annotation of a GenBank genome assembly
AUGGUAACGGCAAAAACAAAUCGAAGAAGCGUCGACGACGACGACGAAGACGAUGAUAUUAGUGAUGACGGUGAUGGAGAUGGCGCCGACGGUGAUACUUCGGCUUUAUCUGCUCCUAAUCAUCUGUGGACGAAAGUGGAUAUGAAAAACUGCACAAACACUUAUGCAGGCAUAGAACGCACUGCUCACACUGUUCGCCAUUCUCAUCUACGCCGUUCAAACAGUUAUCGAUGA